This is a messenger RNA of Mobula hypostoma (lesser devil ray), 3225 nucleotides long. RefSeq names its product BICD family-like cargo adapter 2. Gene Ontology annotation, biological process: vesicle transport along microtubule; Golgi to secretory granule transport. The transcript is spliced from 8 exons. The record is from RefSeq and is a predicted model, not a curated record. The coding region runs from base 430 to 1812 and encodes 460 amino acids. NCBI's taxonomy places the organism in Eukaryota, Metazoa, Chordata, Chondrichthyes, Myliobatiformes, Myliobatidae.
GAGGGAGAAGGUAAGAGAGAGAGAUUAAGGAAAAGGAGGCAGAAGGUGUCAGGCAGUUGAAAAAGAGGGAAGCAUAAGAGGAAGAAGGUGGGAGAGGGAGAACGGAUUGGAGAUGAGGAGGGAGGGAGAGAGUGAACAAGGUAGAGAGAACAAGGGGGAGAAGUGAACGGGAGGGAGGAGGUAAACGGGGAGGAAGAGAGUGAAUGUGAAGGACAGUGAAGGAAAGAGUAAAGAGGGAGGGAGAGAGUGAAUGAGGAGUGAGUGGAGGGGAAGAGGGAGAGAGCAUAAAGGAGGGGAGGAAGGGCGUGAGGGAGGAAUCCAUCUGUAACCCUUCCCCCUAAACACUGGAGCCUCGCUGAGAACCCCACCCGUGUCCCUCGGUCUGACCCGGUCGGUGGGUGGGGAGCGGAGAGCCAGUAACCGUAGACCAUGGACCUGCCCCGGGCUCCAGACCCCGGACCCUCACCCAGCCUGGAAGAGGGGCUGUACCCCUUCCCACUGAGCCGGAUGGGCCCAUACAUGCCCGGGCCCGGCGCCGGGGUAGAGGGCGAGGAUGAAGAGCUGAGGGCGGCGCUGAGACGGCGAGAGCAGGACCUGUACCUGGCCGCUGAGCUGGGCAAGGCCCUGCUAGAGAGGAGCCAGGAACUGGGCCACCAGAAGGAGAUCCUGGAGCGGGAGCUGGAGGAGGCACUGCAGCGGCUACAGCAGGAGCGAGUGGAACAGAGGCGGAGGCUGGAGGCUCGGGAGAGCGAGUGGGAGGAGCGACUGGCCGAGCUGGAGAGGGAGCUGAGGGAGCAGGGAUCCACCCUGAGAAAGCGCCGAGAGGCAGAGUGGAGGGAGGCGAGGGAGCUGGCCCAGCACAAUCAGCAGCUGGAGGAGCAGCUCAGCCAGACAAACAGGGAGCUGCAGUGUCUGCGGAACCAGCUCCAGGCCCGGGACGAGGCCCUGCAGGAUCGGACUCUGCACUCACAGCAGCUGGCCCAGAUAAAGUGCCUGCAGGCAGAGAACCAGGAGCUGGUGGGACAGGUGCGACAGUCGCAGAACCAGAUCCAGAGCCUGGCGCAGGAGACCGCCGAGCUGCAGAGACAGAGGGAGGCUCUCCAGGACCAGCUCGGCACUCUGGAGAGGAUCAGCCAGGGCCAGCUGCAGCAGGUACAUCAGGCCCAGAGAGACCUGGAGGAGUUCAGGUCGUCCAAUGAGAGCUUGAAGGAGGCCCUGCGAGAGCUGCGGGAGGAGGCAGGGGUCCGACACAACCGCCAACUCGAAGACUCGCUACGCUCUGAGAUCUGGGCAGCCGUGGAACCGGACACCCUCUCUCUCUCCCAUGAACAGGUGGGGGAGCCGUCCCCUCGGGGAGAGGAGGAGGUGGAGGAGGAGGAAGUCCAUGGGCUGAUGCAGGCGAUCUGUGCCAGCAAUCCUGACCGGGAGCUACAGCAGGCCAUCCACUCCCGUGAUGAGGCCAUCCGCAAGAAACAGGAGGUGGAACGGGAACUGCGACAGGUUCAGGCGGAGAGAGACUCCCUGAGCCGGGAGCUUCUCCAAACCCUGCGGCAGAAGGUAGAGCUCACUCAGGAGCUGGAGGCCUGGCAGGAGCUGAUGGUGAUGGGAGGAGUGGGAGACGCCCGUUCCCUCACACACGAGACGGAAUCUGGGAGUAGGUGGGGGCAGAGAAGGAGAGAGAGAGACUCCGGACCCAGAGACCAGCCACCGAGAAUCCAUGAACUUGCCUCCUGCAUUAAACCCUCUUCUGCUGGAGGCACAGCGGGAAAGGUCGCUGUCACUGCCACUGGCGUGCCCAGGCGGGCUGACUGAGGUGGGGUAUCACAAGCCCUUGGGGCAGCCUCUCUAGGAAGGGAACAAUAAGCUUCCACCAUCUCGGAACAUACACAUCCCCCCCCCACCCCGGGGACUGGAUAGAGAUCAUCCAGCACAAGGAAUCAGUGAAUGGCCUCGGAGAAUGUAGAAUAGCGCAGCACAGGGUCCAUCUCUGCCAAACACGAUGCUGAAUUAAACUUCACCCCUUCUGCCAGCACGUGGUCUAAAUCCCUCCAUUCCCUGCAUAUCAAUUUGUCUUAAUAGCUUUUUAAACAACACAAUCAUAUUUGUUUCUAUCAUCACCAGAGAGCACACCAAUUCUGCACUAUCUUUCUGUCCCCCUUCCCCUGUCACCCCCCCCACAUCUCUGCCACCCUUCUGUUCACUACUCUCUGUCCCCCCCCACUCUCUGUCCGCACUCUCUCCAUCUGUACCACCCUCUCUGACCCCCUCCUCGCACUCUGUUCCACUCUGCCCAUCUCCCCUUUUUUCUCCUCCCUCCCUCCUAUCUCCCUCCCUCUCUCUCCCUGCUCUCUCCACCACCCCUCCAUCCCCUCUGUCUCUCCAUCUCCUCUCUUACCUCUUCUCUCUGUUCCCAUCUCUCUCUCUCACUGUCCCCCUCCCUCUCUGCCCCAUCUUACUGCCCUCCUCUCUCUCUGUACCCCUCUUUCUCUCCCCCUCCCUCUGCCCUCUCUCUCCUUCUGCCCCCUCUCUCUUUCUCCCUCUGCCCCCCUUUUCUCUAUGUCCCCCUUCCUCCCUACCCCUCUCUGUAAAAAUAUACCUUGUCAUACACAUUCCCCUCCCUCUGCUCUCUUUCAAUGCAUGCCCUCUGGUAUUGGACAGUUGGACACUGCAGGGGAAAAGAUACUGGCUCUGUCUUUAAACUGUGUCUCUCAUAAUCUUAUAAACCUCCACUUCGGCCUCCGCCCUCCAGAGAAAACAAACCAACUUUGUCCAAAUUUAGCUCAUGCCCUCUAAUCCAGACAGCAUACUGGUGAAUCUCUUCUGCACCCUCUCCACACCCUUCCUGUGACAGGGCAACUAGAAUUACACACAAUACUGACCAAAGUUUUAUAAAGAUGCAAAAAAUGACUUCCUCUUAGAGACAUUGCCUCAUUUGCCUUCUUUACCACUGUUGAGCUGUGUGGCUACUUUCCGGGACCCUGAGAUCCCUCUGGGAGAUGAUAAUAGUCUCAUCAACCACCUCAAUGUCUUCUAUGGGCAAGCUGAUUCUGAAUCCAAAUGGCUAAUUUACUGUGGAUCCCAGUUACACGAGGCUUCGGGGACGCGGGGGGGGGGGGGGAUGGCGCCUCAUCUCGGACCAGCUCUUCUCGAACUCCAGCCAUGAAAGUUAAGUCCCUUUAAGAGGGAAUUUAAAAACGCAAACAGGAAUUCUGCAGAUGCUGGAAA